AUGGAUCGCAAACACUUCAUGAGGCUCUGCUUGUUAUAUGAAUUCAAACAAGGGACGUCAGCGACAGUAGCACAUCGUGAGAUCUUACAAGUCUUUGGAAGCGACGCUUACUCCAGAAGUCAGUGUGAAAAAUGGUUUAAGCGCUUCAAGAAUGGCGACGAAUCAUUGAGCGACCAAGAACAUGGUAAACGGCCGGGUGUGGUAGAUAACGAACUGCUGAGGGUGGCGAUCGAUGAAAAUCCUCGACAGACUACAGUAGAAUUGGCUAAACACUUUGGGUGUUCGUAUGCUACCAUAUCUAGACGGUUAAAUGUUAUUGGGAAGGUAAAUCAUGGCGGUAAAUGGGUGGACAGGAAGGAUAAUGGUGCUAAUACUACGUGA
Messenger RNA from Bursaphelenchus okinawaensis, 381 nucleotides. NCBI's taxonomy places the organism in Eukaryota, Metazoa, Nematoda, Chromadorea, Rhabditida, Aphelenchoididae. The record is from the annotation of a GenBank genome assembly.